Messenger RNA from Drosophila virilis, 2227 nucleotides. RefSeq lists its product as uncharacterized. The record is from RefSeq and is a predicted model, not a curated record. NCBI's taxonomy places the organism in Eukaryota, Metazoa, Arthropoda, Insecta, Diptera, Drosophilidae.
UUGUCAAGGACACACACAAGUGUUCGACAAUGUCGGGAGGGAAAGAAAAACUGAAAAUCGGAUGGAAAAAAAGAAGAAGACACGUAAAAGGAACAAAUGGACGCGCACGUUUUGCAAAAUUCAAUGUCCACGAAAUACGGCGACGCACUUUUAGCAUGGCGAGUCGUGUGUUUGGCUGUCGAUGGGAACAGUUGGGCCGUUGGAAGGUAGGAUGACGUGGCCCGCUGAUCUGGUCAAUGAACCGUGACUCCGAGUCGGGCCAUAACUGUGGCAAUGGUUGGUGAUGUGCUUCUGUAGCCGACAUACACAACAGCCGCGGGCGGCACAACAAAACAAAUACACAGGCCAACAAGAUUCAGGUCCAACUCAAAAUCAAAAUCAAAAUCAAAAUACCCAGCAAAGAGCUCGACUCCAGACACAAACAAAUAAAGAAGAAGAAAAAAUCAUAAAUGCUGUCAAAAUCACAAAGCCGUCAAAACGCUUAACGCAGAGCUACAAAUCCCGAACGGAGUGCAGGAUGCGCAGGGUGCGGCUGUUCGGGGCACAGAUGCGUAUGGGACAGUGGGUGAUUGGGAUUUGGUUGGGAUUGAGGUUUUUGGGGCUGAAGAAUGCCAAAUCAUUGGCACUGACGUCAUAUUUUUCAUCUUCACUGGCAAAAGGCUUCGCUUUGCCGAAUCGUAUAAAAGGCUGCCAGCCACCUGGCCAAGGAAUCAAUUAUUGAAUCCCAAGCCAGGCAUCAAGUUCGAAUCGAGUAUGUUACGUGCCCCCAUGUCAAAAUCUGGCCUGCAGCUGCUGCAAUUGCUCUUGCUGCUCGCAGUCGGCCUGUGCGCUGUUCAAGCGCGCUGGACACUGCGCCCCAGGCGCACCACCACCACCAGCACCACCACAACAAGUACCACUGCCAUGCCGGCGCAAAGUGACCGGCAUCAGCAUGUGCAUCACUGGCCACCAUUAGUGGCACCACAGGCGCCACAAUCACAAUCACAACCAAAACCGCCUGGCCUGCAGCUGCUGCCCGCGCUCACAGCCAACAAGGACAAUACCCGACUUAUUGAUAGCUUCGAUCAACGCUCGCCCGACGGACAACACGAGUACAGAUUUCAGCUGAGCAAUGGAGAUACGCGCUAUGAGCGCAGCUACUGGCUGCCCGUGGGCAAGAGCUUUGUGCUGGCGCGUCGUGGUUACUAUUCGGUGCCAUUGCCCAAUGGUCAGUAUUCGACCGUAUUCUACAGGGCCGAUCACCAGGGGUACCAUGUGGACACGCACACAUUAUCCGGCGAGCAGCCGCUGCUGCCCCGCACCCUCGAUGUGCCACAUGAUGUGGCAGCCAUGAAGUCAACGCCAACAGCUAAGCGAAAUUCAAUAAGCGUGCCAGAGCGUAACGACGAAGAGUUGGCCCAGCAUCCAGAUGCCCUGGCCGUGGGCAUCAACACUUCCCGCAAGAGCACCAGAAGCGGGAGCACAGCCAAAGGUCAAACUGAAGCUGAUGUCCGCCUGGAAACAAAUAACCAGACCCAGACCCAGCACCAGAACCAAACCAAGCCAUCAACUGUGGCCACAGUUGACGACAUUUUUGCAGCUAAAGUUGGCACAGCACCAGCUGAUGAUGAUGAUGAUGUUGUUGCUGAUGAUGAUGAUGAUGAUGAGGUGGCAGACAGUAACAUCAACGUAAACUGAAAGCUAGCUGAAUACGAGGGCGUGAAUGUGAACGCGGAUAAGUUUGGGUUUGGGCAUGGGAACUUUGUCGCAAGCGUGGUCGGUAAAGUGACAUCAAAUAGCUGCACGUGUGGUUGGAUCUGCUCCACUGGCAAGAGCCAUGGGGCUUUUCGCUUUGCUCUGCUCAACUGCCAGGCUUCAGUUGCUCCAAAUCAAAUUGAAGCAAUUGCCGCAGCGAGAGACAUCAUUGAAUACUGCCCCCGAAGAGCUCGAAAUUGAGUACAGCUGAGUUGGCCCUGCCGAAAAUCAUUUUUGGCUGUUGGCUGUUGGCUGUUCCGUAACACAAUUUGCCACCAAGACGACAACAGACCAAUAGAUCGAAAAAGUGAAUAUAUAUACACCACAGGACCAUGAGACCGAGUCACCAACAAACCCAGUCACCAAUACACAUCAUCAAUUGCUCACAUUACGCCCGCAUCAGCAUUGGCUUCAACAGGCUUCGAAUUCAAUUUAAGCAAACAAUAUAUAAUAAAAAUUAUUUCAAAUAUAUUUCCAUAAAAACACGCCUACA